CGUAAGAUAUUCCACCAAAGUACUGGAGGGCGUGCUCUUGUUGUUUUUGUUUGGACUGCUGCUAGAAUUUCGCAUCGAAGAAAACACUCGCACACACAUACCACCUGUUUGUUUAUUACCAACACACAGACAGACGGACAGAUAGGACAGAGGAGCGGAGCCCGUGGAGCCACAAAUAGUUUGGGAAUUGCGAGUGUGCGCCCCCAUGAGUAGUAAUCGCAUCGUAGUUUUCCGCAGUCGCCCCCGACAGUCCUCCAGUCGCGUGUCGCACACAUUCGAUCAUUUAUUUAUGGCUUCAAAUGCGCAGCUCGGAAAAAUCAUUUUGAUAACCGCAAUCGCCGUGCUUUUCUACUAUUUCUUUUGGGUGGCGGUGCUGCCGUUUAUGCUCAUCGAUGAAGGCAAUCCCAUACGGCUGUUCUUUCCGCCUCUAAAGUACGCAUUCAUAGUGCCGAGUAUAUUCGGGGUCAUCUUCCUCGGCGGCAUUGCCGCGUUCUCCUUCUACCACAUUUGGAGCCUAAAGGUGAAGCGUGAUUAGAGCAGCAGCAGCAGCAGCGAGCCGUAGAGGU
Messenger RNA from Drosophila subobscura, 566 nucleotides. It is a transcript of the gene Dpm2, whose product is annotated as dolichol-phosphate mannose synthase subunit 2. The transcript is spliced from 2 exons. Bases 206 to 535 code for a protein of 109 amino acids. Lineage: Eukaryota; Metazoa; Arthropoda; Insecta; Diptera; Drosophilidae. Gene Ontology annotation, molecular function: enzyme regulator activity. Gene Ontology annotation, biological process: GPI anchor biosynthetic process. Gene Ontology annotation, cellular component: endoplasmic reticulum membrane; dolichol-phosphate-mannose synthase complex. The record is from RefSeq and is a predicted model, not a curated record.